AAUCGGAGGGCCUUUGCUGCAGAGAGCAUCCAUUUAAGCCACUCCCAUCCCCGCCGUUCGACCCAUCCAUCUCUUCAUCGUUGUGUCAUUCUCUCUCUCUGGGUGUAUCCGUCCACGAGGCCAGAAUGCUGAACUUCGUGGCAUCGCUCUUGCUCCUUUGUGCCAUCUCGCCGAUGGCCGUGGCCUUCACCGACGGAUUAUUGCCCAACGGUAACUUCGAGCUGGGCCCGGCGUCGUCGCAGCUAAGGGGAACGGAGGUGAUCGGGCGGAAUGCGAUACCCCGAUGGGAGAUCUCGGGCACGGUAGAGUACAUCCCGUGGGGCCAUAAGCAAGGAGACAUGCUGCUGGUGGUCCCUGAGGGGUCGUACGCCGUCCGAUUGGGGAACGAGGCCUCCAUCAAGCAGCGGAUCAAGGUGACGAGAGGAAUGCGGUACUCGCUGACGUUCAGCGCUGCCCGGACGUGCGCGCAGGAGGAGCGGCUCAACGUGUCGGUGGCGCCGGAGUCCGGCGUCCUCCCCAUGCAGACCAUGUACAGCAGCAAUGGCUGGGACUCCUACGCCUGGGCCUGGAACGCCAGGUCCGAUGUCGCCGAGAUCGUCGUCCACAACCCAGGCGUUGAGGAGGACCCGGCCUGUGGACCGCUUAUUGACUCCGUGGCUGUCAAGGAGCUGCACCCGCCCAGGAGGAGCAACAAGAACCUGCUGAAGAACGGAGACUUUGAGGAAGGGCCCUACAUCCUUCCCAACACCACGUGGGGGGUCCUCAUCCCCCCAACCACCGAAGACGAUCACUCCCCACUCCCAGGCUGGAUGGUAGACUCCCCCAAGGCCGUCAAGUACCUGGACUCCACUCACUUCUCCGUCCCCCGUGGCAGCCGCGCCGUCGAGCUCCUCGCCGGCAAGGAAAGUGCCCUCGCCCAGGAGGUCCGCACCGUCCCCGGCCGCGCCUACGCCCUCGCCUUCUCCGUCGGCGACGCCUCCAACGCCUGCCAGGGCACCAUGAUCGUUGAGGCCUUCGCCGGCGAGCACACCGUCAAGGUCCCCUACGAGUCCAAGGGCGCCGGCGGGGCCAAGCGCGCCGUGCUCCGCUUCCGGGCGAGCAAGGCCCGCACCCGCAUCGUUUUUUUUAGCUCCAACUACAACACCCGGAGCGACGACCUCAGCUCGCUCUGCGGUCCUGUGCUCGACGACGUGGCGCUGGUCAGCAUCCGCAACCCCAAGGGCGUCGUGAAACGUUAAUAUUCAAGCCAGGGUACACGAGCAAGCAAGCCAAACAGAGUGAUCGAUGAUAAUCCAAGCAUGAAAAGAAUUUGCACCUGAUUUGCAAUUCCAUUGACGUGCGGCCACCGCUUGUUGCCAGAAUAAUACUAUUGUUAUUAAUAUUUUUGAUGAUUUGUAGUACUAUCCAUGGUCUAAUAUUUAAGGGAAAUAGCAAAUUCUUGCUGGGAGGUGUACUCCUGGAUCGCCUUGUACGGUUUCUAUUAUAUCCCAUAAAUACGUAGAGUGCAAAGCUUGAUUCAAAUUUAUUACUUA
Messenger RNA from Elaeis guineensis (African oil palm), 1532 nucleotides. Its product is annotated as BIIDXI-like protein At5g11420. The record is from RefSeq and is a predicted model, not a curated record. Lineage: Eukaryota; Viridiplantae; Streptophyta; Magnoliopsida; Arecales; Arecaceae.